AUGCAGCAGCACAUGAACAGCAGCCGGCUCGGCGGUGGUUCGUUCCUUGUAUGCUACUCCGGCGCGAGCUGGGAGACCCCCCCCAUCCCGCAGAUUCCUGUCUGCGUGCCACCCGAAGUCACGUCGCCGCUGACAGGCACCUACCCGACCUCUGCCGUGACGACGGUGCAGAAGGGUACCAACUGCGGCAAGUACGGCGAUCCGCCCGCACGCGUGCUCAACAACCUCGAGUCGCCCGACGGCCUGCAGGACUACCUGCAGAUCUGCCAUGGUGAGAUCUUGACGAUGACGGACAGGGCGGGGCAGGCGCGCGCGGUGUGUUUCUAUGCGAAUCCCAACUCGACAAAGGAUAAGCCGCUGCCGUUGCUGGUGUAUCUGCAUCCAUCGUUGGCCGGGUCGACGGUGACAUUCCCGCUGACGGGCUACGACGAGGUGCGCGACACACAGUCGCUCAACAACGAGGACGCUACGCGGCUGGGCUUCUCCUACAUCCUCCCCGCGGGCAGGAACACGGUGCAUCAGUAUCCGUUCCCGGACAACACAGGUCUGGGCUGGGACAACUGGUACCGCAACGUCGACCGCACCUCGCCGGACGUCAACAUCGAUGUCGACUUUAUCGACAAGAGCAUUGCGUAUGCCAAGAGCCACGUCGCCGUGGAUCCGCGACGAGUGUUUUUUACCGGAUGGUCCAACGGUGCGGCGAUGAGUGAGCUGUACGUGGCCAACACGGACGGCAUCGCUGCAGCCGUCGUAUACUCGGCCCCGGACCCGUAUCGCGAUUCGCUGGAUCCAUGCACCCAGGUACCCCAUCCGCAAUACGCCACGCCCGUCCGCGACGUCCACAACUACUGCGACAUCAUCGGCAUCUGCACCACGGGCAAGUACUACCGCGACGAACUCAAGCAGCGCUACCCCAGUCUGCCCCAGAGUCUGGUCGUCAUCGACACGCUCACCGCCGAGGUCAAGAGCAAGGACGACAGCGCCUCGUGCAACCCGGCGUGCCAGGGCGCGUGCGGCAUCACGUCCGGAACCCUGGCACACACCCGCUGGCCCACAUCUCGCAUCCAGGAUACUUUCUUCGCCUUCAUGCGCGCCAAUCCUCUGCCUGACUCUGGCACCUGGGGCCCCCCUAAGUGA
Sporisorium graminicola is the source of this 1137-nucleotide messenger RNA. RefSeq lists its product as uncharacterized. The transcript is spliced from 2 exons. The record is from RefSeq and is a predicted model, not a curated record. The coding region runs from base 1 to 1137 and encodes 378 amino acids. Lineage: Eukaryota; Fungi; Basidiomycota; Ustilaginomycetes; Ustilaginales; Ustilaginaceae.